Molecule: messenger RNA, 1113 nt
Organism: Fulvia fulva
Lineage: Eukaryota; Fungi; Ascomycota; Dothideomycetes; Mycosphaerellales; Mycosphaerellaceae
Exons: 1
Coding region: 1-1113 (370 amino acids)
Source: RefSeq, a predicted model, not a curated record
AUGGAUCGGAGUGAGCUGUUAGCAAAGUGGCGUGGUCUACAGAGCAUCAUUUACCAGCUUAGUUACACCACUCCAUACGACGACCUCAUCAGUGGAGAAGCAGAAAUGUUGUCGCAAGCUGUAACGACCAGCGUUGGAUAUACCGGCCCGGUACUUCAUUCCAACGCCAUGUGGAACACCAUUGAGAUCCAAGAACUUGUUGGACAGAUGCAACGUGACGGUAGGAGAAAGCUCGCAGCACUGGAGGCACUCUAUCACGAUUCAUUUGAUUACAUGAUCCCUUCCGAUCGCGGUGAGCCGGAUGAGCCAGAGUCUUUGGCCUCGAGCGACAUUGCCAUGGACCUGAUCUACAGCAAUAUCGGCCGCGCUGCUGAGCACACGAGGCUGAUCAACGAAGCGCUCUCGAACAGAGUCAACACCGCACAACAUACUAAACUCAAACGCGCGGUGGAGGGUCUGGAAGGCAGGAUGAACAGCUUUGAGACUUGGCUCGAGAACAUGGGAAGCGCAAAAACGGCUCGCGUGAGUUUUGAGGCAGUGAAGGCGCGUUUCCAGGCGGAGCGCGAGCAAAACCAUCAAGUCGAUCAGACUAGACCGGUGGCACCAGCUCAUCCGGCUAAACCGAUCAAACCGGCCAAACCGGCCAAACCGACCAAACCGCCUAAACCGACCAAACCGACCAAACCGCCUAGACCGAUCAAACCGGCCAGACCGGUCAAGCAAGCCCCGGCCAUGGAUGACACAGUGAUGUCUGAAGAUGUUGGAGAGGCAACACCCGAGCCUAUGACUAGACGGUCCGACAGAAACAGGAAACCAAGCAGGAAGCAGCAAGAGAUGUCAGCUACAGAGAAUGAUGAGGAGAUAGCACGGGUGGAACAAGAGCAAGAGUUCAACGAAAAGACCCCAUCACCGCCGAGAACGACAAAACCGACAGAACCGACAGAAUCGCCUCCGCAGCCUGCAUAUUUGACCCAGAGAAUGGCGGAGCAUGAUCGCGGCGAGCUGCAGCUGACUGAUCCGGCCAUACCAAUGGGUUCUGAUGCUAUGGACAUGGAUGAUGAAAUUGAUGAUAAGUUCAUGCAUGAGGACCAAGAAGAGGACGACUUUGAGUAA